Fundulus heteroclitus (mummichog) is the source of this 8365-nucleotide messenger RNA. It is a transcript of the gene shroom4, whose product is annotated as shroom family member 4. The coding region runs from base 180 to 5588 and encodes 1802 amino acids. Gene Ontology annotation, cellular component: cortical actin cytoskeleton; adherens junction; apical plasma membrane. Lineage: Eukaryota; Metazoa; Chordata; Actinopteri; Cyprinodontiformes; Fundulidae. Gene Ontology annotation, biological process: actin filament organization. Gene Ontology annotation, molecular function: actin filament binding. The transcript has 12 exons. The record is from RefSeq and is a predicted model, not a curated record.
GCCAGAAAAAGUUUUUGCCCUCCCCCUAUUCGAGCUCAUUCACUCCCGUCUUCCCACCAUCCGCUAGUCGUUGAUGCCAGGGAGCGGGGAUGGAGAGGCCAGAGGGACCGCGACCGGCGCCGCUGGGCUGUUAACCAACGCGGGGAAAGAGCGAGAGAAAGUGUUAGGAGCGGAGCGGCAUGGAGACCGUGGAGCAGCUCGUCUCCUUCCACCACAUCCAGGUCCAGCUGAACGGGGGCGCGCCUUGGGGGUUUACGCUCAAAGGAGGACUGGAGCACGGCGAGCCGCUCAUCAUCACUAAAAUCGAGGACGGAGGGAAGGCUGCCCACUGCAAGAGGCUGAAAGUCGGAGAUGAACUCAUCAACAUCAAUGGAUCCGCCCUUUACGGCAGCCGCCAGGAAGCCCUCAUCCUCAUCAAGGGGUCGUACAGGAUACUGAAGCUCACAGUCAGGAGACGCAGUGUUCCUCUCAUCAGGCCUCACUCCUGGCACUUGGCCAAGCUGUCGGAGCCGCUCCCCCCACCCCCUCCUCCGUCUCCUCCACCUCUGACCCCCCGCCUCCCCCCUGCAGACUCCCCUCCGCUGCCCCCUCCUCCCCCUCCGUCUGCCAUGCAGCUCCACUCUGGCUCCUACGCCCUACCCUGGCACACAACCGACAACAGUGACUUGUCGAUGCAGUGGGCUCAGUUGCCCAGGCCGUACUCCUCCACCGACCAAAGCAGCUCCCUGGGAUCUAUGGAGAGCUUGGACACGCCCACGCCCACUACACAGCCAUACUCCGACUCCCACAAUUCACCCGUCGACCCCGCCCUGUUCAACAACAAGCGCGACUCCGCCUACAGCUCCUUCUCCGCCAGUUCGAACACAUCUGACUACACUACAGUGCCUCUAAGGCCCGGUGAAGCCUCUUCCAUGGAUAACCUACUCCAGAGUCUCGGACCGGCUUAUCAAAGCUACCCGGGUGAUGCUUCCUCUCUGGGGAGGCCGUCUGGUGAGGCACCUGAUGAGGCACAACUAAUUGUCCACAAGUCCAGGUCGUUGACCAGGCCAAAACCGAGGCCCGUCGAGAUAAAAGACAGACCGUCGUCCUGCUGUUACGAGCAGGACCAAAGGGAAGGGGGUUUGGAGAUCGUAAGGAACGGGGAGAGAAAGAAUGGCCCCCCUCAGCCUCCAACCAGAAAAGACAGCUUUAGGGCGAUCCGGAGUCACAGUAAUGCUGCCAACAAGCGCUGCACCUCAGCGCCAAUUGAAGAUUGCAGAGCUUCUUGUAAAGACAACGCGACCUGUCUGAAUGUUGAUUCUGGAUUUCAAAAUGGUUUCUCUGCACCAGAAGAGGGUGACUCACACUUUAUCCAGAGACAGACAGAAGAAUUUGGACAUAUUGCAUGUGAUGGCAGCUCUAAAAAUGACCCGAAACCAGAGACGCCAUCAGAGCACCUAUAUGACUCGGGACCUUCUGGGGAGGGAACCAUCAACCCAUCUGUUUCAGGUUGCUCAUCCUGUGAAUCCCCCUCAGAGGUUCAGGUGCAGUCCAAUAUAAACCACUGUCACACCAAGCACCCGUCAGCAGGUCUUCACCAGCACGGUGCAUCCGAGACGCUGCUCGCCCCUCAGCUUCAGCUACUGCAGUUAAACAGCAACGACUCUUUGGAGCCUUUCAGCCCAUCGCACACUUCUGAGCCUUCAGUGUCCUGCAGCAACCAGUGGUCCCAUACGUCACUCCAACAUACAGCAGAGGAACAAGCACUUCCCACAUCACAGAAGCGGGAAGGUAGCCGGUGCUCAACUCCAGGAUCUCUGUUCUUGGAGGGCGAAGGUGAGGAUGGAGCUUCGAGUGGGAGGCUGGAAGCUGCGGAUACGAAUGGGGAGUCCCCUUCACCCGUUCAUCAUCAAACAGCUUGGGGUCGUUCUGUAAGCGUACCGGGCGAACCCACUGAAUCAUCACCCCGGGAAAGACUGAACUCUGACCAUAUGACGGAGAGGGAUUUUCAGCCGCUCAGUGCUGCUGCCAGUAUGGAUACCUUACUGGACCAGCAGACACUUCUGGAAAAGGGGAGAACUGGGGGGGAAAGCAAAGAAGCGUCAGAAAGGGAGGAAAGCCCGAAGAAGUCAUGCUCAUCCAAAAACCUGCGGCGGAACCGUCGCCGCAGCGAUCGAUUUGCUACCAACCUUCGCAAUGAAAUCCAGAGGAAAAAGGCACAGCUUCAGAGCGGCCAUGGCCCAGGGGGGCUGCUGUGCAGCCGGGAAACUGUUCAGGAAGAGGACGGUUCGGAUCUUUGCGAAGAUGGAGCAGAUCCAAACAGGACGAUGCAGAACAAAUGUGCCAAAGUUGCCUUUGCCCCACCGGCAGUGCCUGGGGAUUCUCAGACCUCAUCACAGGUCAAGACAUCAAUCGCCUCAAGAGAGUCCGACUAUAGUGUCUUCCAGACCCAGACCACAUCCUUCACUCAGGGCAAUAAUCGAUCCAGGUCUGUUCAGAUUCUAGACCCGGGCAUCCCCAGCUUCGGUGUCGGCAUCAGAGUUGUGGAGGAACCGGCUCCUAUUGGCAAAGCCCGCCGCUGGCGAUGGACCCCCGAGCACAAGCUCCAGCCGGAGCCCAGUGGAGAGCGACGGUGCGGAGUCCUGGGUGAAAAGGUUUUGGGUGUAACAGGGUCAUGUCAUGGAGUCUGUGCUUUCACCGCCUCCUCCAGCUCCCCCUACAGUCGCUCCUCUUCGAGCUCUCGAAACGAGGAGCAGGACAUUCUUCCAUUUGCAGAUCGAAUGAAGUUUUUUGAGGAGACAUCCAAAGGUGUGCCUGCAUCAAACGCCUCAAAAAGGUCCAAUCACAGGCAGAACCAUGCAGAGCAGCAGCGGGUCGAGCUUGGCCAGAAUCCAUCCCAAAGGAGAUACUCCUUCCAGGGAGGAGUGCAACAGGAAAGUGCCCAUCUUCUACACCCUGUCCAAGCCAGGAGCCAGUCUGUGAGUGCCUUCAGGGAGAGACAGAAAGUGAUGGAGAGGGAACAACUGAGAGACAGGGAAGAGAGGGAGGAAAGGUUGAGAGAGAUGGAGAGGCAGCAGAAGCUAGAAAGACAAGAAAGAGAACUCGAAAUGGAGCGAGCAAGGCUGAGAGAAGUUCAGCGAGAGGACAGGAUGAGGCAGUGGGAGAGAGAACGAGAGAGGGAACUGGAACGGAAAAAAGAGGCUGAGAAGGAAAGAACGGAGCUCGUUCAGCUCACCUCACAUCAGGACUGUUACAGCAAUCGGGACAUCAGAGAACAAGAGGGAGACAUCCAGCGUAAGGACCAGUUGCACAACUGGCAGCCCAAACCACAGGCGUUUUCUCACUGCCAAAGCCAAAACCAAAUCCAACGAUCAGCUUUUCAUCCAGUCAGUCAUCGCCUGCAACCGGAGGACCGAGAGUCUCUGCAUCAGGAAUACAACGCAAGGAGCUACACACCCACAGAGACCUUUCACGCCCCGCAGCAGGAAACGGCCAAGCUCAACAGGAAGUACAGCCUGACGGAGAGAGACUACUCAAGCUGGAGGCGAGAGUCCACGCCACCACAGGGCCUCCACCAGCAGCAGCUUCACCUUCAUCAGACCCCGUGGGACUCCAGACGGCCCGCCAGCCGCAGCGAUGAUCGGGACGGCCGCGCCGCCGCUCCCCCGCCGGCUCCGCUUUACCUCCGAGGACGAGCCAUGUCCGAAAACGACCUGCGCUUCGAAAGCGGCCACCGCUGGUCGCCCUCUAUUCACGCCUCCGUCAGCCAGACCCUCAGCGAGAUGGAGGAGGGAGGAGGUCCGACGGGCGCCGGGAGCCAGAAGAAGAAAACGCCUCCCCCUCCGAGGCCGCCGCCCCCCAAGUGGGAGCAGUUCCACCGCCGGCGGGCGUCGCACCACGCCCUGCUGGCCUCCUCCACGUUUGCCGCCCCUCCGGCCACGCCAGCCUCCUCCGGCAGCGCAGAGCGACACUACUCCGCUCACUCCUCCUCCUACGUCCCCCCGCCCGACGCGUCGCGCCAGAGGUCCUACAGCCUGCCCCCAGAGAGGCAGGAAGUGGCGGAGACCUGUUCCCAAUGCAGCUGCAGCCGGACUCGCACCCAGGAGCACGCCUUACCCCAACCAUCCAAUCAAAGUCCAGCUCCGUUCCAGGAGCGCACCUCUGCGGUAGCUCCGCCCAGCCCCAUGUUCUCCAGGAAGGCCUUCAGGCCUGUGGCGCCGGCCCACGUUGGGAUGGAGUACGCCUUUGGGGCGGAGCCUGUGGCAUCUCUGCCGCCUCCUCCUCCUCCGCCAGCAGAGGCCACAGUGAGCAGUACAUCUGGCAUGGAUGCGCGCUGCAGCCUGGAUCACAACCCACUGCCCAGCAUCCCACCUGGACCCGAGUGGGAGAGACCCCCACCUCCUAGAGCGCGUAGUCCUUCCCCCGGCUUAGGAAACGCCAGAGAGGCUCGUCCUGCCGAGGCUUACUUCAGUCAAACGGCGCCCGAGCAGCAGCGGCUAUUUCCAAACGCAGACUUCCAGGCCGAGGAGCGGCAGAAACACGGCGAGCCCGUAACGGAGUCUGAGACCACUCUGAGCCCGAGCCCCACCCACAGCCUGGAGGCCGAGCUGGAGCUCCCCUUGGAGACGGACAUCGACGAUUUCCAGGGCCCGCCCACGGAGGACGUGGCCCUCACCAGCGAGCUGCCGUGCUUCGCGCAGCCCGUCACGGUGCUGGAGACCGAUAUGGACACGCUGCCCGACCCCGACGCCUCGCCGUCUGACGAACCGCUUGAUGGAAGCGGCUCGCUGGAAGAAGAGGAGCUGGAGCUUCUCCCUCAGAGCGGGGAAGGAGAGUCGGGGACGGAGAGCUGGGGAGGAGCCUGUCCAUCUGUGGAGCACAACACCAACAGCUUGGACAGGCAGUCCGGGGCGAGCUCCAGCUGUUCGUCCUACUACCACACAUCGGCGGCCAAGGCUCAGCUGCUGUCGCAGAUGAAGGACUUCGCUGACAGCAGAGAGAGGCACGAGGACGACGAGCUCACCUACAAGAAGCAGCUGAUGGAGAGCCUCCGUAAGAAGCUGGGAGUGCUAAGGGAGGCCCAGAGGGGCCUGCAGGAGGACAUCAGAGCCAACGCCCAGCUGGGAGACGAGGUGGAGAACAUGGUGGUGUCGGUGUGUAAGCCCAACGAGGUGGACAAGUACCGCAUGUUCAUUGGCGACCUGGACAAGGUGGUCAGCUUGUUGCUUUCUCUGUCCGGGAGGCUGCUCAGAGUGGAGACCACCCUGGACACGCUGGACCCCGAGACGGAGCACCAGGACAGGCUCCCCCUUCUGGAAAAGAAACGUCAGCUCAUGAGGCAGCUCUCAGAGGCUCAGGAUCUGAAGGACCACGUCGACCGCAGAGAGCAGGCCGUCAGCCGGGUUCUGGCCCGCUGCCUCACCCCGGAGCAGCACAGAGACUACAGCCACUUUGUGAAGAUGAAGGCUGCCUUGCUGGUGGAGCAGAGGCAACUUGAGGACAAGAUUCGGCUGGGAGAGGAGCAGCUCAGAGGGCUGAGAGAGAGCCUGGGCUUGGGCCUGGGGCUGGGCUUGGGUAUGGGAAUGUCGAUGGGAUAUGGACAGUACUGAAUAAAGAAAUAGUGAAAUAAAGGUUAUAGCAGUGACACCAUUCAGUUUAAGCCCAAAACCUAUAAGACAUGUUUUCAAAAACACAGUUAAGGACAACAACCUGUACAUCUAUCUUGAGAGUUGUUUGCUGGCAGUAAAUGAAGCUGCUGCAGGCUGUUAAGCAUAAAUAUAGGAAUUAGAAACAGUUAAAAAGCCACUGUCUAAUAGAGUAUUUACACACAACCACUGACCAAAUUCAGUUUAAUAAGUUAUAUCCAGAGUCCGGAGUCUUUUUGGCUGGAUGCAAAGAGCAGCGUAUGAAGUCGUCCCAAAAUGGUCCUACAAGAGUUAGAAGACAUUUUCCAACUCUAAAACAAGAGACAGCCCUGAGGAUGCUGUCAGGCAAACGUUUAAGGAAUGGAGACACAACAACGGAGACAAGAACUGGCUCUGAGGAUCAACGUGAAGAGGGAAACCAACUCAGAGAUGGAAAACAUUUGUCGCAUACAACUUCAAAGAACUCAAACACUUUGUGCCUUAAACAUGUACUGUACAAUUUAACGGACACUACGUAUUUUCUGUUGUAACAGACUUUGUUGCCAAAGACAUGUUUGCGAAAUGACUGCGUCAUUCAUUCCUGUUGUCUUUUAUAUUUAAGCCUCCUAGUUCAGAGAACUUGAAGAGGGUUUUUUGGUGCUUCUUAUAACCACACUAAAGCCAAUGUUUCUCAGUGCCAUUGUCAGCUGUGUUAACUGCUAAAUAUCAAUUCUGCAAUGCAUAAACUGUUGUAUUUCUCUUUUAUUGUAUUAUUUUGUGUCACAUUACUGUACUUAUGGGGGGUUUGACACUCCGUGUACUGACUGUCACAUGUAGGUUUGUAUGUACAGAAGGCACUAGCGUUUAUUCUGUAUAUAGUUUGUAUAUUGGGGUUUUGGUUUUUGAGAACAUUCGUUGUAAAAGAUGAGUGAGAAGACCUGGAAGAGUUGAAGUUUACUGUAGCCUAUAUGUUUACGAUGAAUGAGUCCAGAGAGGAGUGACGUUUGUGUUGCAUCAAGUGAAAUCUGCCAAAUUUAUUUUCAGCCAUUUGUUGUCCCCAAUUAUCACUUGGACUGACUUGGGAAAUAUGCCAAUUUACUUUAAAAUGUAAACAAAUCGAACGCAUUAACGUAGCUAAAACCAUAUUGAAGUAAAACUUGUUUUGCUAAAUAACUUCAGACACAACAGCAAAAAAACACAAGAAAGAAAAAACAUGUCAAACAGAAUGUGAACAAGAUUAGCAUAUGCACAUCAACAAAACAUUGUAACGGAAAAUCUAAUAUUCCAGAGAUAUGAAUAUGUUGUGCAAUGUUUUUUGUUUUCUCUGAUGUUUUUGUGGUCACUGUCACAUGUAUGCUUUUUUUUAUGUGUUUUUUGUUUUCUCAGGCUUUACCAUUGAGCUGUAAAAGACUAGCGGCAGGUUAGCUUAGCAUACAGACUUAAAUUUUGGGUAAGGGCUUUCUCUCCAUGUCUCAACCUAUUUAUUGUUUUACCAGCAAAACUCAGAAAUAAAGAAAUGCUUGUGCUUUCUUCGUGCUCAAAGCAUCUCGAAGAAUAAAGACGGCAAACAAUAAAGACGGAAAACCACCGGUCAUCUUUCAGCUAGCUUGUUUUGCUAGCUAAGAGCUACAACUAGCUUUUCAGCUGUGAGUUUUAAACACUAAAGUCGUUAAAACUAGUUUAAAAAAUCUGAGUAGAAGCUCUUCAAAACCUCUGUAUGGGGAUUUGAAUGGUGGCUUUGUCUGUUGAGAGGAUCCGCUGCCACAUUUUCACCUAAAGAGCAAGAACUGUGCAGUUUUUAAGCCAUUACAACAAAACACCCAUAAUUUUAGUCUUAUCUGUCAUUUGAUUUAAACAAUGCUUAUGCCGCCCGCCAUUUUAACUUAGAAGUUGUCAUUUGAGUGGAAAACCUCAGAUAUUAUUUAGUUUCACAUCAAGCUGAUUUCAAAAAUCCAACAUGCAUUGCUAGCUGCAGUAAUAAAUUCUUUAUUUGCGCUUUGGUUAGCUCAUUAAAUCAGUGCUGCACAGUACUCCACAACCUCAGUAAACCUCUAGCUACGGUAACUGAAUGAACAUAUGAGAUGUAUUUUUAGCAGCUCGUGUUGCUAAUACUUGUUAGCCUGGUUAUUGAUCACUGCUGUUAGUGAGAACUGAUCUAUCUGGAAGGCAGAUAAUUUGAGGCUAUUCCCUUAUUUUUGAACUAAUGGCGAUUUCUCCUGCUUUACUGCCAGUAAGAUAAAGUUAACCCUAGCUGCAGUAGCAGCCAGUGUAAGAUAAAGUUACUGACAAAAUCUUGACCAAUCUUGAGGAAUGGUCAUGAUCUAAGGAGUUGAGAUCUGCCUCUCUAAUUAAAAAUAAGCCUAAAACAAGAGAAAAGGGAAAACCUGGUUAAUUUCUGAUAAAGCAAACCUGUUUUAUUUUAGAAGUAGCUUAACGUCAUUUCAAAGCUGCCCUUCUUUAUCAGCAGAGUAUUCUUGUUGUCUUUAGUUGUGAGCAACCCUAAACCUAAGACUUGCGUAGUUCAUUGCUGUUACUGUGUGUACAUUGAAUGUUGUCCUGUGCUGCAACAGCCAUUCUCAUUGGAAAAAUCCAUCGGAAAUAUAUUAAUACUAAGGACAAACAUUGCCUGUUGGACCUGUAAGAGAGUAUAUUUCUUUCGUUUCUGUUUUUUCCUGUUAAAUUUUGAUUUAUUAAAAACAAAUUGUUACUGCAAAAAGACCUGUGUGCGAGGAAAUUGUACCAUAAAUAAUGAUUUUAAACUA